AUAUAACAAGAUUGAAACCUUCCAUUAGUUAUGAUAUUGUUCAAUCCUAAUGUAAGAUACUUUCAGACAUAGAAAUACUAUUCUAAAUAUGGCCAAUUAGGAGGAAUAUAAAGAAAAAGAUCUAUCAGUGAAUAUGAUUGACAAAUUAAAUUAGAAAAUAAUAUACUUCUGAUUAACUGAAACAAAUCAUAAAAGAUCAUGACUUCUAAAGUAUCCACGAAGUGUAAUAAGGCUUCUACAUUAAUAAUUACUAAUUACGAUGACAAUAAAACUGAGAAGAAGAAGAAAGGAUUUUCUGAAAAUUUUGCGAAAGAUUACAUUACUAAAUCUGUAAGAGAAACGAGAUAUUUUGAAAUGAUUCAAAAUAUGUCAGCAACCACGAAGGUAGCUCCGUUAUAUUUGGGCAGCCAGAGCUACCAGGAACUUUUUAAAAAAUUGAUAGAAUCAUGUCGCAGUUUUUUUACUAAAGAAUAUGGGAAAAGUGAAGAAGACUACAAUAUGUUCGUCGAAAACUGCACGAAAACUUAUGAAAUCCCUAAGCGCCAUGAACGUUCAUUAGUUUUUGAAAGGAUGAGAUUAUAUAAAUAUGAUACUGAAUACGGGAAAAAAGACACGGCCUCGGUAGUAUCUAUGAAAAAGAGCAAGACAUCAAUUGUUCCCCGCCAUAAAUCAAAAGGAGAGUGUAUGAAAAAUCGAUCUAGGCAGGUAUCAGCCUGUAAAAGAUCAAAGUCUCUAUACAAAAGGAUGAAAAAGUCAAAAAAAGCUGAUGCGUAUGGAACCGUGUUUGAACGGAGCGCGAGUGAUUUGAUCGAUUCGAGCGAAGAAGAACAGCGCAGAGGGUCUAUAAAAGAUGCCCCCAAGAAAUUAAAACCGUUCGUUUACAAGUUAUCUGAUCCAGAAAUGAUAAAGAACGGCAUCACGGUGAACUACCAGCUGCCCAAAAGACUUGUUACCUUCGUUGCGCACCCAGCUUGCCGUCACACGUUUUGGUUUCAAACGAGGAUAGAGCCGCUGGAGAAGUACUAUCCUAACGGAAAUAUUUCCUGGAGACACGACACGGACGGAACCGCAACUGUCUAUUACGAAAACGGAGAGCCGGCCAUUUCUUUCAUAUAUGGACGGAUUGGGCCGCUGAUUAUUGUCUACACGAAGAGCGAGAAGAUAAGAGACCGGAUCAUCAAGCAAGUCCCAGUUGCCUUGUUUGAUACCAGGGGAAACGGCGUUGUAUAUAACAAAAAAACUGGCAAGAAGAGGUUACUGUACGACCAAGCGCAAGGAAUCUUAUUGGACACCCCUUCAAAGUGCCCUAUUUCUUGGAAGUGGAAAUGUUACAACCAAGUACAAUGCCGAAGAGCGGAACUCAAUUUCGUAUCUCCAACCCACUUAGACGAUUAUGAUUUUGGCAAGAGGAAAACGCGUAUUACAAAGAAUAUUGAAAAUUUACAACGAAAGUCUAAGAAGAGAAGAAUAACAUCCAUCUGGGAACCGAGAAAAUCAAGAUUCAGGAAGAAAUCACGAAGAACAGAAUAUCUUAAUAUGUUGAAAUAUAAGAGGAGAUACACCUCGAAGAUGGCUAGUUCCAAAUCUGAGCUGAGUUGUGCGAGUAUAAAAAAAAAAUUCUCAAUGAAUAAUUCGAUUUUAAGGGACAUAGACGUUCCAAAAGUUAUCCGCUUUGUUGGCCGCAAGAUUGUGAUCAAACCAAUUUUCACGCCAUGCUCAGAAAUAGAAGCAAUAAUAACCAACGUCGCAUCCUCUCCUUCUCAUAGGACCCUCUUCGAUUCUGCCGCCGCCUCCGCAAAGAUCUCUUCUAAGCCUACUUCUAGAGGCGCUGGACAAAAGUUUAGAUUAUUUGGGCAUUCAGAUGAUAGACUAUUUAGAGAACCUUUAACCAGAUGUAAACAUAAAAGAAAACGCAAGUGCGUGCUGAAGCCGAUAGUUCUCAAUCUUACUGAUAAAAUAUCGUUGACCAUAACUGAACAAGAACAUAUUCACAUAGAUUUUAUCAGUCAUCCUAUGCACUAUGUUUUUAACAUUGGUGUAGAAAUAUUUGUUGAUAAGUCAGAAUCUAUAUUUGACGUCAGAAUCCCUAACGUCAAUAAAGAUUACAUUCCAUCAGUUUUAGAAGCGUUAAAAACAAAAUGUCCUAUACUUCACAACAUAAACAGGGCUAUUACAAAUGUCAGAAACAAGGCACAGCAGAAAUCGAGAAGGGACUGUAUUAGGAGCUUGAAAGCAUGGGGCCAAGACAAAUAUCUUGGAAAAGUGCCACUCUGUAAAUUAAUGAAUAAUAAGUGCAGUUGUAGAGAUUGUAACUGUAUUCCAGAGAAUAUUGAAACAAUAUAAACGUACGAUAUAUAUAUAUUUUUUUAAAUUUAUAGCAUAGUUUAUAAUAAACAAUC
Molecule: messenger RNA, 2399 nt
Organism: Nezara viridula (southern green stink bug)
Lineage: Eukaryota; Metazoa; Arthropoda; Insecta; Hemiptera; Pentatomidae
Source: the annotation of a GenBank genome assembly